GGACAUCAUCAUGAUACCUCUUUACGUCCGAGUUUCGGGUGCGUGGUACAUGGAGAUCUUCGACCUUGUCCUCAGCAGAGGGUGUCUGUAGCUCAUGCAGCAUGUUUGACAAAGUGUCUUGUGCAUAGCUACGCGUCGGUGACUUGUAUGUGUCACUGCAUUUUUACUUAUGUCUGAUGUAACUUUAACUGAGCCCAUGAACCCUGUACGUUGCAGGGCCUUGUUCGGCUGAAAUAUACCUUUUCAUCCAUGCCCCACCUGAAUGAUGCCAGCCUUCGACGUCGGUUUCACUCCUUCACACGACUCUCCCGUCACCGUCAACUGCCCAGCCCAUAUCCACAGGCUACCAGUGGAACUUCUCCAGCACGUAUUCUUGCUCAUCGUCAACACCGCGGAUUAUCCUAAUGUCUUCUCAUAUGGAGAUACAACCAUGUCCGCCAAUGUUGACAGUCCUCCCCUAGUCUUCACCCGCGUGUGUCACUUCUGGCGAGUCGUUGCACAUUCAACGACAGCAGUCUGGUCACGUAUUCAGGUCUCCCUUCCGGGGCGAACCGAACCAUUGAAACCGUUUCUUCCAUCUCUCCUCCAGUCGUGGCUCGCACGCUCUGGCAAUCAGCCCCUCACCCUCCGCAUCACAUCCGGACAGCUCCCCGUACGCGUCUCACGCCGCUGCACCCGACAGAAGUCCCUUGAACCCUCACAAGCAGAUUCUCAACUGCUCCAGAUCCUUCUUUCCGAGAGCAAGCGUUGGGAAUCCGUGGCUCUCGCAUCCGCAUCAGACUGGAAUCGUGAUUUCGACACACCCCAGUUGAGGUCCUUGCAGUGUUGCUGGUCAGAACUCAGCAGUUUCAACGCACCAAACCUCACUCACCUACACAUCACUUAUCGCUGGUCUCUUACCAUGCGAUUCAGACAUGUUCCUACCUGCGACAACGUACGCCAUCUCCGAGUCGAGAACGCUUCUGCCCGCGUCAUACGUUCCGCUUUCCUCAUGUUCCCUCGUCUAGAAUCCAUCAAGGUGGACCUAAUUUUAUCAGAUAUCAGCCAUCCAAAUAAUUCAAUCACCCAUCAUUGCCUCGAAUCGAUCACUUUUCCCAUCCCUUCGGAUCCUUUUCAACAACGCGAAGUUCUCAAAAUAUUUGGAGAACUUCGUCUCCCCGUGUUACGCAAAUUAACGCUCGCGGCAGAUCCGGAAGAAUCGGAAAUUGCUUGUAUUAUGGCGGCGCUGCAAAUCGCGUCUUGUGACGUACGGGUGGUAGACUUUCAGACGACUAUAUCCCUGAGCGAAGUUGACGUAGAUGUCGUUGAGCCGUUGUUCUCGGUGGUGAGGAAGGUUACUGUUCGGGGAGAGGUACUCCGCCGUCUUGUUAGGAAGUAGUACGUUACAGUAGCGAUUCUCGGUAUAUAAUAUGCAUCUGUGUGGAGAUAUUACAAGUGGGUGGGGUCAGCGUAAAAACAUUGUCCGUCAUGAAAUCCCGGAAGGGUUAAGUAAUACGAAAGUUCCUGGACCGGCCAUUACGUAGCAUAUAGCCGUGGGGGACCGUGCGGUUCAGAAGUACUUGGAAAGGAUGCACGAAGGGAACUACCAAACUACACCAAGCGGACAAAGGGCUUGAG
Molecule: messenger RNA, 1617 nt
Organism: Suillus clintonianus
Lineage: Eukaryota; Fungi; Basidiomycota; Agaricomycetes; Boletales; Suillaceae
Exons: 3
Coding region: 263-1378 (371 amino acids)
Source: RefSeq, a predicted model, not a curated record